CAGGAGCCGCCUGGAAUGGGCGGGGCUAGCACGGCGACGGGGGGACGUGAUUGGUGGUGGGGGUUCCAGUCGAGCCGGGUGCGGCGACGUCAUUGCUCUCAACAGGCUCCCGCAGGCGGCGGCGGCCAAUCAGGUCGGAGAGCUCGCGUGUGGGGGCGUGGCGGCAGCUCCAGGGUUGAUAGUUGUUACCUUGAGGGAUUAGACGCACACACAAGUAUCAGCUCUGCAGUGAAGCUAAGUACUGUAGAGUGUAUCAGGAGUGUUGGCGGGGCUGUGAGGCGAGGCGUCGCCCCUGUGUUGGUGACUCACCAUCGAAGUGCUGUGUGCCGCGUACCCUCGCACCCGUGUGCUGCUCCGUCUGUACCGUGCACCGUCGGACUCACACAAUCCACCAAACUGGCUUCUGCCGAGACCGCUACCAUGCCGGACCAGGACCUGGCCUCUAAAUACAUGGACCUGCCCCAGCAGGGGCUGGCCACCAUGGCCCACACGCCGCCUUACGCGCAGCCCCUCGGCUACCAGCAGCCACCGACGCCGGGCUACAAUCCGCCGAGCUACAGCUUCCCUCCGAUGUAUCCUCAAAACUCGUACCCGGCCUACUCCACCAUGGGCUCCUACCUCACCUCGCAGUGCCCCUCGCCUUCCGUCGACGGCAAACGGGACGCGGAUAAUCUGCUACAACCAUUCAACACUUACUCGUACUUCAGCCCUGCUGAAGAGCGAUUCAUGCCUGAAAAACCAGACGAUGAGGGUUCGGUCAGAGUGAGCGGAAAGGGCAAGAAGAUGAGGAAACCGCGAACGAUCUACUCCUCCCUCCAGCUGCAGCAACUCAACAAGAUCUUUCAGAGGACCCAGUACCUCUCCCUGCCGGAACGCGCAGAAUUGGCCGCCAAGCUGGGACUCACACAAACACAGGUGAAGAUCUGGUUCCAAAACCGACGGUCAAAAUACAAGAAGAUGAUGAAGGCAGCGCAGACUGGCGGGUCUGGAGUUCCCCAGGGGGCGCCCGUGGGCCCUGGCUCUCCCCUUAGUUCCUCUCCACAGUCGACCACUUCCCCUCUGCACACCUACACUACUCCCACCCCGCUGAGCCCCCCGCCCCAGACACAAUCGCCUUGUCAGACUUCACUCUCUCAGGGGCUGCCCCUGACCCAGCCUUCCCCCCACACCACCCUUGUCCCCAUCUCCCACUCUGUUUCUCAUCCCCCGCCGGGGUCCCUGUCCAUGGGCCACCACCACCCCGGCCAGCACCCUCCACCACAGCUUACUCCCUGUCCACCGCCACACUCUCUAUCGCAGCCCCCACACCCACACCACAUACCCCAUGCAGCUUCUCCCCAUUCCCAUCCGCCACCAUCCCACUCCGGCCAGAUGCCCCCGCACGCCCACGGGCCUCCCCAGCACCCGCCCACGCCUACCAGCCAGUCUCACGACUCCCACGGCUCCCCCAGCAUGUGUGCCCCUGGUCCCCCCGGGGCGUCGUGCCCGCCCCCUCCGCAGCACCACAUGAACCACCCGCCCCACGCCGGCUACAUGCCGCCCACUUCCAUAGCACCGCCGCCCGUGUCCUCCGCAGACCACAUGGCGCUGCCGCCGCCCUCCUCGUCGCCUGGCCUGGUCGCUGCCCACCACUGGGACAUGAAGCCUCCCGCGUCGGCACCCUACAUGUACUCCUGGUACGCCCCGGACCAGCAGCACCUCCUGACCUAGGCCGCCACGCCAGCACCGCCCGCAGGGCUGCACCGCCGCUCUGCGUGGCCCAGAUACGGCCCGCCGUGUGGCCUGCGUGGCCCGAGGCAUCAGAGCCGGGACCAAAGAUGACUAGCAGAGCCCAAGGGCAUCCCAAAGAUUUUGUGCAAUAUGCUCGCCAUAUUGGCGAUGAUACGGUGGAGGGCGGCCGGGCAAGAUGGCCACGGAGGCCUGUGCGACUCACCGCCGGUGGCCGCCUCGGGGCCAGAGGCUAGUGGCGUCUAGUGGGGGUGAGUGCCAAGUGUGAAGUGGUGGCUGGGCCCUGUCAGCCCUGAUGACUGGGCCACCCUGCCAGUUAAGCUUUAUGAGGAACAUGUGCGCCUCUCACUGCUGUUGUGUACAUGUGAAGUGAGUAUAGUGACGAAGGGCUUGGGUCUCCUUUUUGCCUUGCCUUACACCCUUAGUGUUUCCUCGUGACCAGCUUUUUGGCCGCAGUGGUGUAGUAACGUGACGUGUGAGACAAGUAUUGUACUUAAACACAAAACAAUAUUCCUUUAUUAUCGUCGCAUCGCAAGAGGCAAAGGGAAGACAAGUCCUUCACGCUCGGCGGCUCGGGCCUCCCACUAAAGUCGCCACAAGCAGCACUAAACCUAACUGCCGGGAACCACUACCGUGAACUUCUACAGCCUUUACAAGGAUCUUGUGUGGGUAACGUUGUUUGCUUGGUGCCCCGAGGACCGCUGAGUGCUGUGGUGGUGCAGUGAGGUGGUGUACUGAAGCACAGUCCGAGAGGACACAAGUCGGGCACAACACACUUCCCAUUGUCUUGACCACGACAGCAAGACGCGAUGAGACCCUCACGUCGCCAGGCGCUUGACGCCACUCUUGGCCGGCCGCUCUCCACAUCUGCACACAUGACUAUGUCCUGCGAAGUCCCUUAGAGGACACGCCCUCGGCAGUCCUCGCGCUGCCGACCGAAGAAUGCCAAAUGAAAGCCGAGUAUUACGUGUCUCCGCGCCGGCCGCCGCACCUGUCUCUCCUACGCCGCUGAAGCGCCGGCUGUAUCUCGUCUCAUGUUUAUUUAUGUUAAAUUGUACAUAUUCAGACCACUGUUCCCCCUUCACAUCUCCCUUCUUCUCUUCUUCCAAAUCCCAGUUAUUCAUUCUGUCUCUUUCGCGUUGUACAAAGCUGUGCUCAAAGUAACUUAAAAUAUUUUUUGAUGUAAAUGCGUUUAUGUUCCAUAUUCAGUGUAAUAAACGUAAUGAUGAA
Scylla paramamosain (green mud crab) is the source of this 2958-nucleotide messenger RNA. Its product is annotated as homeotic protein distal-less-like. Gene Ontology annotation, molecular function: DNA-binding transcription factor activity, RNA polymerase II-specific; RNA polymerase II cis-regulatory region sequence-specific DNA binding. The transcript has 4 exons. Gene Ontology annotation, biological process: regulation of transcription by RNA polymerase II. The record is from RefSeq and is a predicted model, not a curated record. Lineage: Eukaryota; Metazoa; Arthropoda; Malacostraca; Decapoda; Portunidae. The coding region runs from base 16 to 1710 and encodes 564 amino acids.